Messenger RNA from Micropterus salmoides (largemouth bass), 6334 nucleotides. It is a transcript of the gene myt1a, whose product is annotated as myelin transcription factor 1a. Gene Ontology annotation, biological process: regulation of transcription by RNA polymerase II. The transcript has 22 exons. Gene Ontology annotation, cellular component: nucleus. The record is from RefSeq and is a predicted model, not a curated record. Gene Ontology annotation, molecular function: DNA-binding transcription factor activity, RNA polymerase II-specific; zinc ion binding; RNA polymerase II cis-regulatory region sequence-specific DNA binding. The coding region runs from base 1500 to 5078 and encodes 1192 amino acids. Lineage: Eukaryota; Metazoa; Chordata; Actinopteri; Centrarchiformes; Centrarchidae.
CUUUAUGUCUCCGUGACAAAGAGCGUGAAGCGUUCAACGGUAUUUUCCGGGCCUCGGCCGCAGCUUCACGGUGAUCCGAGCAGGGGGGCCGUGAUGAAACGGGAGGUGGACCUCAGCUGAUUUCUGACGGGUGCCUUUGUGGAGGAGAACUGAGGCUCGGUCCGACAGCCGGGCUCGUUAACCCGAUUAUUAGUGUCGCUCGGUGUCCAGGCUCUGGUAAUGGCGGCCCGGUGUCGGUACAGUCAGGAACGUUAACAGAUGAGCGCCGGUGGCUUUUGUGUGUUAGUGUUUGUCCCUGUGCCAGAACUGAGAGGAGGCCUUGUCCAGGCCGGCCUGCAGCCCUGCGGGAGGUUCUGUAAACCGAGUUCGGCAGAGACCCUGCAGAUCACACAGCUCUGUAUAUGGACGGGCCUUGUUUUUAUUUAUUUACACCUUUAAUUAAAACAACAUUAUUGUUUAUUAUUUCUCUGUAGGCUAUAAUAUGUCAUUAUAUGUUUUUAUUACGUUCUGUUAGUGACCCCUUCGAGCAGCAUGUCAGUAUCAUAUAAGCUAUCUGCUGAGAUUGCUAUUGUUUUCUGUUAUUUGGAUUUCUGUUGAAAUAUAAUAAUAAGACAAAGCUUUGAUUUCAUUUUUAUUAUUAGGAUGUUUGAGUUUUAAAGCGUUGAACCAGUUCAAUCUGUUAAUCCUUCACUUCUCAAAAUACCUCAAACAUCCAGGAACAAAGAGAAACCACAGGACAUGAUGAUAUUUAUUCUACUACCGUUAUAUUUUCUUAAUUUAGGUCUACUACAUGAAAGGACCAGAGCUACUCCCAGUCUGCUUCACCAGGCAGCCAUUUUAUUUUCCAUCACUCUGUUGGACUAAAGGUAGUAAAGUCCGGCUGUACUGCGUCUAAAUACUGCGACCAGCUCAGGGGACUUUAAAGUCCUCCCAGGAAGGCGGUAAAGUCCGGCUGUACUGCGUCUAAAUACUGCGACCAGCUCAGGGGACUUUAAAGUCCUCCCAGGAAGGCGGUAAAGUCCGGCUGUACUGCGUCUAAAUACUGCGACCAGCUCAGGGUACUUUAAAGUCCUCCCAGGAAGGCGGUAAAGUCCGGCUGUACUGCGUCUAAAUACUGCGACCAGCUCAGGGUACUUUAAAGUCCUCCCAGGAAGGCGGUAAAGUCCGGCUGUACUGCGUCUAAAUACUGCGACCAGCUCAGGGGACUUUAAAGUCCUCCCAGGAAGGCGGUAAAGUCCGGCUGUACUGCGUCUAAAUACUGCGACCAGCUCAGGGGACUUUAAAGUCCUCCCAGGAAGGCGGUAAAGUCCGGCUGUACUGCGUCUAAAUACUGCGACCAGCUCAGAGAACUUUAAACUCCUCACAGGUUCUGAACUCCCAAGGUCUUCAGUCGACAGCUCACAGUGAAGAAAAAUCCAGCAGAAAUGAGUUCAGAGGUCAGAAACUGAGGCAGGUGGACCGAGUGAGAGCCAAUCAGAGAGGAGAGCCUCAGCAUCAAGAUGAGCCAAGAGACUUCAGAGACACGGACCCGAACCCGCUCCAAAGGCAUCCGGGCGCCGUCAGAUCUUGUGGGACAAGAGAUGAAGCCGGAGUUCAGCAGCUGUCCUACCCCUGGAUGUGACGGCAAAGGCCACGUCAGUGGAAGAUACUCCCGACACAGAAGUGCGCUUGGAUGCCCCAUUGUGAAGAAGAGGAAGCUGGAGGAGGCUGAAGCCGAGGAGAACCAGUCUGCUCCCAAGAGGAGGAACCAGCCGGCCAAACAGGCAGCCGAUGAAGGCUUCUCCGCAGACAGCGAUGCAGCAGAAGAGGAGGAAGAGGAGGAGGAAGAGCCCAAAGAGAAGAAGCAAGAACAAACAAAAACAGAAGGCUCAGCGGUGACAACCGAGGACACAGAAACAAAGGUUUGUCCUCCGGCUGAAGACUGCAAGAACAAAAGGGUCACCUCAGAGACUGAGAAUGAAACUGAGAAUGAAACUGAGAAUGAAACUGAGAAUGAAACUGAAAGUGAGGAAACGAGUGAGGAAGUGAAGCUGGAAACGCUCACUGAGGAUUAUCAGCAGGAGGAAACAGGGCUGAAGGAGGAGGAGCACGAAGUAAAUCCGUUGGUGACAAAGGACCAGCCAGCAAAGCAACCUGAAGAAGAACCUUUGGUUACUGAGCUUAAAGAGACAAAAGAGGAGGCAGAGGAGGAGGAAGAAGAAGAAAAAGAAGAGGAAGAGCUUCAAGAGAAUAUUGUAGAGAGACAGAUGAUGAGCCAGGAAAACUCUGAUCACCAGUACUCCAGUGGAGAUUACAACCAUCACGCCAAAGAAUCAACUGAGCCGCAGAGUAAGAGGGAGGAACAGGAGGAGGAGGAGGAGGAAGAGGAGCAAGAAGAAGAAGAAGAGGAGGAGGAGGAGGAGGAAGAGGUGAGGGAGGUCCAUCAAGAGGUGGACACUCCUUACACUUUGAGUCCACACACUCAGGGAUCUGAAGCAGAGGUGUCACUCAGGGAAGAAAAGGUCAUGACUGAGGAAGAGGGGGAAGAAGAAGAACAGGAGGAGGAAAGAGAGGAGGAGGAGGACGAGCAGCAGGGGAAGGAAGCAGGUGAGGUGGUGGAGGAGGAAGAGGAGGACCGAGACUCCAGCAAAGCCUCUCCGACCACAGUGGUUAUAGAAGUCCGCUCUGAGGAGGAUGAUGAUGAGGACGAAGAUGAGGAGGAGGAAGAGGAGGACGAAGAGGAGGAGGAGGAGGAGGAGGAGGAAGGAGAGGAGCAGGAUCGUGUCUCAGAGGGCUCAGGAAUCACGGAUGACUCAGAGAACUGGGAUAUGACUCGGGGGAACCUGGGGCUCCUGGAGCAGGCCAUCGCCCUGAAGGCGGAGGAGGUGAAGGGGGGUCAGGAGGCCCGCAGCUCCCCGGACUACCACCCAUACAGCACCUCCAGCCGGGGCUCCGAGCCUUCCACUGCUGCCGCCGCCCGCCGCAUCGGCCACUACAGCAAAGAGAAGAAGGAAGUCAAGUGUCCGACCCCGGGCUGUGAUGGGACAGGUCAUGUGACUGGGCUGUACCCUCACCACCGCAGUCUGUCUGGAUGUCCUCACAAAGACAGAAUCCCUCCAGAGAUUCUGGCCAUGCACGAGAACGUCCUGAAGUGUCCGACUCCUGGCUGCACAGGCCAAGGCCACGUCAACAGCAACCGCAACACACACCGCAGUCUGUCCGGCUGCCCCAUCGCAGCAGCAGCUAAGCUGAACAAGACCCAGGACAAGCAGGUUCUUUUACAGGCUUCACCCAGCGAAGCCUCUUCCAACUCUGACCGAGUGCUCAGGCCCAUGUGUUUUGUCAAACAGCUGGAGAUCCCUCAGUAUGGCAGCUUCCGCCCCAACACGGUGACCACCACACCUCGGGCCAACCUGGCCAAGGAGCUGGAGAAGUACUCCAAGGUGUCUUUUGACUAUGCAAGCUUUGACGUCCAGGUGUUUGGAAAACGUAUGCUCAUUCCAAAGACCCCCAGCAGCACUGAAACAUCACCCAAAGCCUUCAAACCUAAAUCAUUCCCCAAGGCCUCCUCUCCCAGUCACAGUGUGUCAGGAGGCUUUUCCAAGAGCGCCUCGUCCUCCAGUGGUUAUGACUACAGCCAAGAUGCAGAGGCAGCCCACAUGGCAGCAACAGCCAUCCUCAACCUGUCCACCCGCUGCUGGGAGAGACCAGAGACCCUCAGCAACAAGCCCCGGGACCCCUGCACCGAGGAGUCUGACAUCGAAGUGGAUGAGAACGGCACCUUGGACCUCAGCAUGAAGAAGACUAAGAGGGAGGGCAUGCAGCCUCCAGAGCCUUCAUCCUCCUCGUCUUCAUCCUCUCAACACAUCGGGGCCCCCUUGUCUCAGGACCACACUCAGCCAGAGUGGGAGGGCCCGCUGGACUUCACCAAACCAAGUGGAGUCAAAGAGGAAGACCACGAAGAGGUGGAGUACACGGCUCCCUCGUACACCUCCUCUGACGGUGAGGAAGAGGACCAGGAGAACCUGGAGGACAGGAAGUACCCCGGUGAGGUCACCACAUCCAGCUUCAAGGUCAAGUUUCAGCCCAAAGACAGCAAAAAAGAGGUUCUUGUAUGUCCCACCCCCGGCUGUGACGGCAGCGGACACAUCACUGGCAACUACGCAUCACAUCGAAGUCUGUCAGGCUGUCCUCUUGCUGAUAAAUCACUUCGGACCCUCAUGGCUGCCCACACAGCUGAACUAAAGUGUCCGACUCCCGGCUGCGAUGGAUCGGGCCACAUCACCGGAAACUACGCUUCACACAGAAGUCUGUCAGGAUGCCCUCGAGCCAAGAAAGGGGGCGUCAAAUUAACCCCCACCAAGGAUGACAAGGAAGACUCCGAACUGUUGAGGUGUCCGGUUCCUGGCUGUGACAGUCUGGGCCACAUCAGUGGGAAGUACGCCACCCACCGCAGUGCCUACGGCUGUCCGCUGGCAGCACGCCGGCAGAAGGAAGGGCUCCUUAAUGGAACUCCCUUCUCCUGGAAGGCCUUCAAGACUGAAGGCCCGACCUGCCCGACACCAGGCUGUGACGGCUCCGGACACGCUAACGGCAGUUUCCUGACGCACCGCAGCCUGUCAGGUUGUCCCAGAGCGUCGGCCAAUAAGAAAAGAGCCAAGUUCCCCGGAGACGAGUACAUUACUGCAAAGUUCAGAGCCAGUGACGUUCUGGACAACGACGAGGACAUCAAGCAGCUCAACACUGAGAUCAACGAGCUGCACGAGUCCAACUCAGAGAUGGAGGCCGACAUGAUGAACCUGCACUCUCAGAUCUCUUCGAUGGAGAAGAACCUGCAGAGCAUGGAGGAGGAGAACAAACAGAUCGAGGAGAGGAACGAGGCCUUGUUCCUGGAGCUCUCUGGCCUGAGUCAGGCCCUGAUUCGCAGCCUGGCCAAUAUCCGCCUGCCCACCAUGCAGGAGCCGCUGUCCGAGCAGAACUUUGACAGCUACGUAGAAACCCUGACCCACAUGUUUACCAAUAAAGACUGCUACCAGAACCCUGAGAACCGGGCUCUGCUCGAGUCCAUCAACCAGGCGGUGAAGGGCAUCGAGGUGUGACAGACGGGAGCAGGGCGCCGCAGUGACCACACCAGUCUUUCUUUCAGAAACCUUUAGAUACAGUCUGUACUUCAUUCUUCUUAUUUGGAACUUUGUCCUCUGUUCUUUGCAUGUUGCUUUAUGGCGGUGUGAGCGUGGGCGCAUCCCGCUGUGGAUGUAACGUCUGCAGGUACAGCGGCCAAGCUGAGCACAUUCCCUUAGUUAGUGAACACAUAAUGUUGAUAGUAUCUGUAUGAGCAUCGUGAUGUUGCACCUCCAGGACUAGUUUGUAGAUUCAUUCUUACUAUUGCUGUGUAACUAUUUAAGUCCUCUGCAAAUGUUGGUUUAAUAACUUAUUUAUUCAUGUCUGCUGUAUUCUUUUUUUUUAUUUUAUCAUUAUCUAUUUAUUGCGUUUGUUUCUUAUUUCAAAAUGCUACCUGAGAAGAUUUUAAACGGUGACCAAGAGAAGGGAAUCAUUUCCUCAGCAUUGCAGAACAAAGAGGAAAUAUUUUAAGAUAUCAACCAUGAAUUGUUUUAUAAAUCUUAUUAUUUAUUUAAAAUACUGGGAUCUUUUUAAGUGCAAAUAUUUUGUAACUGAAAGUUUUUUAAUAAUUUUCUAAAAAUUUUUGUUGGUGUUUCUGUUUAUAUGAUUUUCCUUUUUAUUGUCAAACUAUUUUGAGUACAUUGCAAUACACUGGGAAUAUCGAGCUGCACAUAUUUGGUAUUUAUUUGGUGAUGAAGAACAAAGUGAUGGUGAAUAUUUAUUUUGUAUUGUCUAUGUGUUAAUGAUGGCUGUGUAUGGAUUAGUCUUUAAGUUGCUCUUGAAAUAAAGGUUAACCCGCAGUAAAUGUGGACUCAAACUUCUACAUAUUGUUUCUUUUGCAUGCAGAAACACCACACUCUAAAGGAAAAACAGCACUUUCCAGAUUAUUACCAUGAGUUGUUGCUGUGGAAACACCCACCCUAAGUGUUAUACCAGCGGUCAAGGGAUGAUGCUUCAUAUUUAGUUAAAAUGUAAAGUUCGUCUUCUUUGUCAAGUGAAAGAAUAAAAACAGAAGCCAGCACCUGAUCAGUAGCAGUGUGGUUUGAAAUCAGAGUACACAUCAUGUCCUGCCAGCCCAGGUUCUCUCUCCUGGGCUGCAGUCGAAAACUCAAAAGUCCUUUUUCUAACCAGUUUUCCUUUAGGAAAGCUGUGAAGGUGAAUUCCCAGGGAAAGACAACUGCAGUGCUCAGAGAAUGCAACUGCUCUCACUCUACAGUGACAAACUCAGUGCUUU